CAAGACAGUUAGAAAAAUCCACCUUGAACCGAGAUUUCCUUCUCGUCUCGUAUUUUCCACUAGGACAGCCAAGUCAAUACAUUGAUUUUUAUGGUACAAUUUAUACUUUUCUAAAAUGCAAAUUUAACUAAUGAAUGCAAUCAUUUUAAAAAGAGCGGCCCUUCGCUAACCUCCGUUUCCACAAAGUGGCCCCCGAGUCAAAACAAUUGCCCACCCCUGGCAUAGGAGUGUUCCACGUAACUCUACGCUUACUUUUAACCUUCUUUAGUAAAUUUUGAUGAUUGCAACGGUGCAACGACAUUCGGCUCGUAAACUCAUUUACCGCGAUUAUCCUAUCGACGGAGCGCCAUAGAUACCAGGCGAGAAUUGCAUUAUAAAUGGACUUUGAGCGCGUGCACAUUUUUUCGUCGAAAGGCUGUUUACACGAGCCCGGCUGCAACCACAUAUAUAAAACGGUUGUUGUUUGUCCGUACGAUUAAGAACAACAUAACAGAUUGUUACAAUCCGAGCUGUAUCUUUCCUCGAGCAGUUUAUAAUAAACACACGUGCAGGGAUUCGAAGAUAAAUAAAUACACAUAUUUUUGUUCGGUAGCGUCUAAAACAGCAGAUUAACGAUUGCACGCGGUCGAGUAUAGCGAUUCCUUUCGUUUCGCGUGCAUGACUCGAAGAUAAGCCCGAGAUACUGCCGCUCUAACUGCCGAAUUUAUAAAGCCGAUAAUUGUAUCACUCUCAGGGAUGGGAUCGAGGAUUAAAUAAUUUUUCACGCUCUCUUGGUUGAAGAUUGAAAUAAGUUCAGAUUUAUUGUCAGUUGAAAUAGAAAAGAAGAAUGUUUAACAAAAUGAAAUAAAUCUAGAGGACAGCUGAUCGGAAUAACCGGCUAUCCUUUAUCAUAAAGGGCGGGGUACGAUGGGCAUAAGUAUACUUGGAUCGGAUCUCUGGUAAGCUGGUUCCUCGUUCGGUUACAAAGAGGCUCGUUCGUUCCCUUCGGCGCAACUAAACACGGUCAGACGAUUUGCAGACGUUCGUGUUUGUCGUUGUGUGUAUAUACAUAUGUAUGUACAUCAGUUUGCCCCUUGGCUCUUUCACGUGCACCUUAUCAAAGGAUCGCGUGGCCGAAGUUCGAGCUCGGUACGCGGGUAUUAAUUAAGCGGCGUGAUUUCCGAAAUUCCAUCACUGCCCGGCUGUUCGUCGUCGCCUCUUGAAUGGGGUUCGAAGAUCGACCAAGUCCGGCCACGAAUGAUUCACGCAGCCUACGCGAUUUACUAUAUUCUUCGUGUGGCGAACCAGGCGCUUACCGUUUCGCCACAGCCGGCAGUUACGGUGGAGGGGCCGGUGUCCAAAAUGUCUCCACCAACGAACGACGUGACCAACGGCGUGGUUGCGCCACCCAACACCUUGGCGCCUCGGGUUUCGCCGACCGCGAACCCGGCUCUCACCACCAUCAACCCGCCGACGCACAAGCGUAAUCCUAAGGAUUUCAUUUUUGGCAAGGUGAUCGGCGAGGGAAGCUUCUCCACCGUUUACCUCGCCAAAGAUAUUCACUCGGGGAAGGAGUACGCGAUCAAAGUGUGCGACAAGCGUCACAUCAUCAAGGAGAAGAAGACCGAGUACGUGAAACGCGAGAAGGAAGUGUUGAACAUGCUCGCGGACGCGAAACAUUCGUUCGUGCGCCUGUUCUGCACGUUCCAAGACGUGGAAAGACUUUAUUUCGUCCUAUCGUACGCGAAGAACGGUGAGCUCCUGCCCUACAUCAACAAGGUUGGCUCGUUCGACAUCGAGUGUACGAAGUUCUACUCGGCGGAGAUCCUUCGUGGUCUCGAGUACCUGCACGGUCUCGGCAUCAUUCAUCGCGAUCUUAAGCCAGAGAACAUUCUGCUGGACGAGAAGAUGCACGUGCUCAUCACCGACUUCGGCAGUGCCAAGAUACUGAAGGAUCCGGAGACGGUGUCGACGCAUACCACCGCCACGGACGACCCGCAACAGCAGCAACAGCAACAGCAGCAGUACCGACGAGAACGCAGGGGUUCGUUCGUUGGUACCGCCCAAUACGUGUCGCCAGAGCUGCUGACCGACAAGACGAGCAGAGCCUCCGAUCUCUGGGCCCUCGGCUGUAUAGUCUACCAGAUGGUCGCUGGUCUGCCCCCGUUCCGCUCUAGAAGCGAGUACAUGAUAUUCCAAAAGAUCCUGAAGCUCGAGUACGAGAUACCCGACGGCUUUUGCGAGCUGGCCAGGUCACUGGUCAGUCAGCUGUUGGUGCUCGAGCCAUCCGAGAGACUGGGCGCCCAGGACGAACACGGCGCCGGAUAUCCCAGCAUCAGAGCGCAUCCCUUCUUCGAGGGCGUCGACUUCGAGACCCUCCACGAGCAGACACCACCACCGAUCUACCCAUACCUGCCAGGUACGUCGGAACACGAGGAGCUCAGGUCGCAGUACAGGGUUCCCGAUCACCUGGAACCUGGCCUCGACGACAAACAGCUCACCAGGCUUCUUGGUCUGGGCAUCGGCGAGGACGACGACGACGACGAUGACGACGACGAAGACGCGACCAUUGAGCGUGAGAAGGCCGCGCAGCAGGCCACUAAAGUCGUCGAGAAGCCAAGGAGAAGGACGAACGCGGCAGCGACGGACGGUAACAUCACCGAUCUAACGCCGGAGGAGAUCAAGAACCGGCUGGAAAAGCAACGCGCGUCCAAUCAAUGGGAUGUCUUCGUUGAGGGCAACCUGAUACUGAAGCAGGGAUUCGUGAACAAGAGGAAAGGCCUGUUCGCCAGGCGGAGAAUGCUCCUGCUCACCACCGGACCACACUUGUACUAUGUCGAUCCUGUCAACAUGGUGCUCAAGGGGGAGAUACCCUGGAGCCCGGAACUAAGGGUCGAACCGAAGAGCUUUAAGAUCUUCUUCGUCCACACACCAAACAGAACGUAUUAUCUUGAAGAUCCCGAAGGAUUCGCAUUGGAGUGGUGUAGAGCGAUCGAGAACACGCGAGUCCACUACUACGGCCUGCAGGAGUCCACCACCACCGCUUAAACAGAAGACUGAACCCAAGAUCGUUUUGGAUGGAACCCAGUAGGAAAGUAUGUUUCAUCGUAAAACGGUAAAUGUUGUCCGCGAUGUGCGAUCACCGAACUUGUGGUACUCGUUCGUGGCCAGACCAGGCGAUUAUACGUAUACACAUAUACAUAUUACAUACAUAUAGAUCGUUUGUUAGCGUGUAACUUGUCGUUAAGGGAAAUAAUAUUCUAGGAUAUGUUAGCAUUCUAGCGCGCGUACCAAGCGUUUCUGUACAGCUUUAUGAUAAAUUUUCUAGAUAAAAUUCAAAACGUUGUUAAUUAUAUUUCGGAUGGUCCCGCGAGAAAAUGUCGGGUAUAGGGGCACCGAUAGGAGAUACGUAUUUCGAGAUCAUCGUGCAGCUAUCUUAUCGUCAUUUUUCACCCAAGUUCGCUAUUUAUUAUCGACCUCAGAAGUACCUUGAACACGGUGCUGCACGAUGUAUUUCUAGCACGACGAAACACACGAGGAAUAGCGAAAUUUUUAGCCAAGGUUUUUAACUGUGUGUACUCGCACACAGAGUUGCUGCUGACGCGUGACGAGGUCGCCUGUUGUUUCCUUAAAACUACCCUAAAGUUGUUUCAAUCGUUUGAAGAAAACGAAAUUCGUUAUUGAUCAUUGACGCGUAAUCGGAAUAUCACGGUCAAAAUUCCUUCGAGACUUAGAAAAAUGAGAAAACGAGAAGACUAAUUAUGCUGUUACGAGUAUUUGACGCGGUUCAAAGCGCAAGGCUAAUUUAGGCGGCCGUCGAUCGUUCGCGUUCUCAGCAGCAGCGUAUUACUCUGUUCCAAAUAUAGCCAAAAUUACAUAGAAAAUUGCUGGAGAGUUGUUUAAACCGUAAACCACAGCGGUGAUCGUGGGGAGAGGGUAGUCUCUUCGCAUCGACGGGUAGUCUCCGCUGUCGGUCACGCGAAUCUAGACGUCAAUUUAUAUAGUCGAAGUUAACCAAAAAAUGAAAACUUUAUAAAAGAAAUGCGGCGGAAGACAACGUAAUCGCUUCGCAGCUUUAAGUCGUGUUUUUACGUCGCCUGGAAAGGGAUGCCUCGGAAUGGUUGCGCGUUUAUUCCGACGUUAUCCCUUGCGCUCUUCAUCUACAGUAUUCUCUUCUCGUUGUUCGUUGCCCCGUGUUUUUUCCCUUCUCGGUGCGUUGUAAAUAUUUAGCGCGAUUUUCACGAAGAGACAGGCUACGUAAAGCGCAUAUAUUAUUAACUCUGUAUAAGUACAUAGGUCCCUCGUAUAUUAUAUACAUAUACGUAAGUACAAAAAUCGUUGUCAGACCGCUGCAUUUUUCUCCCUCUUCUAUCGUUCUUCGUUUUUACUUAGCCCGUAUUUUUCCUCCCCCCCUUUGAUCGCCAAUCUGGCCCUCGCGGACUCGAUCGAACAAUGUGUGUACAGCCGGGAACUAGGACAACAUUUAGAUUUUAAUCGAAAGGAGAAUGUUUAGUAAUUGUUUAAGGAGCUGAUAAAACGUUCGUUGUAAAAAAAAUAGGCAAAGAAGGAGGAGCGGUGGAAAUUUCGGAGGAAAACCGUGUAUUUCCUCGUCUUGCGAAAGACUUGACAAACUUGAACGUGACCCUACGAAUUAAGUAGAUAGAAUCGUUUAAAAGAGGAUAGCUUUAAGAGAAGUAGUAGCCCCGUUUAGAUACGAAAAUCACACACAUUCACACGCACGCACACACACACAGAAGCAUACCACCAGUACACAUCGACCGCGUUCAGACUAAUUAUCGUUAUCGUUCAUACUAUUACUCUAAUUUUCUAGUAUUUAGCGCAACAUUACGAAUUAUUGUUAAUGACGUUAAUUAACUGCUACGCCGUAUUACCAGCAUAAGUAUUUUUCUCCCCUCGUAACUGUCGACGUAUUUAAGCAACCGAUGAUUCUCUAUUUCUCGUUUCUUUUCCCUUCUUUGUUUUAUCGUUUCGUUUUACUUUUUUUUUUCCACGUGCGAUUUUUCUUAAUUUAUUGCUCCGUAUUCGUCCCUGAUUAUUUAUUUUUUUAUCGUUUACGUUCCCUCGCGUCGUUCACGUAGAAGUUACACGCCAGCCAGACUUUAGUUAGUACUACUACCGCUACCACCACUGCGACUAUUAUUACUAGUACUACUACUACUACUAUCGCUAUUAUUAUACUAUUACUAUUUAAUAUUAUAGCGCCGUUCUCUGUUGUGUACGCACCUAUACGCAUGCGCGUACGCUGGGACUUCCCCCGCGUGUAUACGUACGCACCUAUACGCAUGCGCGUACGUCGAGGCGUCCCCCGCGUAUACGUCCGUACGCAAUCUAUGUUUAUAUGCGUUCUCGUUCUAUAACUAUACAUAUUAUUAGUAUAUUGUCUUUAGCCGUAACUCUAGGUAAUCUGUAAAUAAUACUGCCUCGUUUAUCGUCGACGCAUCGUGGCCCUGUUCGAUUUUUAGCCGCGCGAAUCAGUCGUAGCCCGUUCUGUAUGAUAAUAUCUGUAUAUUACCUAUACAUAAAUAUUCUAUAUAUAUAAAGAGGUAUAUAUAUAAGCACAUAUAUACGUAUACAGUUAUAUAAAAUAUUUAUGAAUUGUGAAUAGUAGUUAGGGAAAAUCGUGUAUAAACGUUCGUUCUUAGGUUUUAGGCCAAAAGACGCGCUUAGGUUUAAUAUAUUUUGUUGACGUUAUCGUUGCCACGACUGAAUCGCGCGAUCUUCCUCGUUGUUGUACUAUAAUGAUAAAACCAGCUUCCCUAACUUUCUUCUCGCGAUACCUUUAGAAGACUUAAACAGGGUAUUUGGAGGAGGAUCCGGUGAAAUACGGGGGUACGAUCGUGGUGUCUGCGACGCCACCGCGAGUAUGCUCGAAAUAAUGGUGGUUCGUUUUACGGAUCGGCAUUGUCCUUGUGCCCAGUGGCUUUCCAAAAUGACCGCUUUUGGCGUGCCACGCACGGUGCUUGCGGGCGAAAACGGGACGCACAGGCUCGACGAUCGUCUCACAAAUCUGUUCGCCGUUUCUUUCUCUUUGACUAUAGUGAGAAUCGAUCGCGAGAAGGAACCGGAUAGUUGUUGGUCCUCCACUUCCUGUUCCCACGUUUCCCUUCCCGUUCCUUCGCGGAGAACAGGGCCCCGAUGGCGUUCGCUCGAUAACAGCAAACACAGUCUUUCUGUCAAAACGAAGCACGCGGGUGUCAAUGAUGUUUGCAAAAUUUUAGAAGCGUCAGAGGUGUUUUCCCGACGACGCUUCGAUCGUUCACGGCAAUGCCCGACCAAAGUUCCUCGCUACAUCGACCAAUUGCUGCUUCAUUUUCGAUGAAAGAAUGUGUCUAGGCACCGUUUCAUCGAUUCUCGACUCGUUGAUCAUGGAUCGAUGACACGGUUGCUGAUCACACAGAGACGUGUUUCCACUGUUGUAAACUUUGCAGGUUCUACGUUUUAUGCAGACGUUGCAAACUUUCGUGUGGGUACGCGUGUAUUUUCUUCUUUUCAUUUUUCCUGAGCGUCGGCUCCCUUCAACCGGGGAAAGGUGGUCGCUUUUAUUAUAAAAUAGUUUUCCGUUAAUUUUUGGAGACUGGUCUUUUGAGAUUCCUAAUCCCCUUCGAAGGCGGCGCUUUACCUCCGUUGUAUUAUAGUUCACUUAAUACUUUUAGCCGAGCAUACUAAAUCUCUGAGCGUAUAUUUGUUGAGAUACGUUCGAUGCGAACAAGCGAUAAACAAAACUAGCUAAUUUAAUUUAUAUAUAUAUAUAUACUCGCGAGAGGGAAGAACGAAUACUUAAAAACAACUGCGAGAAACAUGUGUAAAGAAAAUAAUAUGGAAAAAGAAACGUUCGGACACCACUAACGUUAAGAACUUACACGCAAGCAAUAAUAACAAGGCCUUGCGAUUAUUCGAAUGCCUACCGUUUCGGCGUAACAAGGACGGUUCAACUAUUAAUUGCAGUAUUACUAAAUGUAUACAGACUAAAAGAGUACACUUACACGCCAACACCAACGUUAAUGGUUUUACUUAUACACACACACUAAAUACUUCACAUCGGAUAAGAAGACUCUUGUAAAUAGUUAGCACGUAAUUGAUAUCAUAGGCGACAAGACCUAUUAACAUCAAAUUUAUUUAUAGUAAAUUUUCCGAAAUACCGUA
Osmia bicornis bicornis is the source of this 7143-nucleotide messenger RNA. It is a transcript of the gene Pdk1, whose product is annotated as 3-phosphoinositide-dependent protein kinase 1. Bases 1237 to 3027 code for a protein of 596 amino acids. NCBI's taxonomy places the organism in Eukaryota, Metazoa, Arthropoda, Insecta, Hymenoptera, Megachilidae. Gene Ontology annotation, molecular function: protein serine/threonine kinase activity; ATP binding. The transcript has 4 exons. The record is from RefSeq and is a predicted model, not a curated record. Gene Ontology annotation, biological process: peptidyl-serine phosphorylation; intracellular signal transduction.